This is a messenger RNA of Aegilops tauschii subsp. strangulata, 1510 nucleotides long. RefSeq names its product transcription factor bHLH121. The record is from RefSeq and is a predicted model, not a curated record. Gene Ontology annotation, molecular function: protein dimerization activity; DNA-binding transcription factor activity. Lineage: Eukaryota; Viridiplantae; Streptophyta; Magnoliopsida; Poales; Poaceae. Gene Ontology annotation, biological process: intracellular iron ion homeostasis.
UUGACACUUCUCCCCAUGAUAUCCAUCUUCUGUGCUUGCACGGCUCGCCACUCGGAAAGAGGCGACCACGCGUCUCCGCCCCCACCAUGGAUCCGCAGGAGGAUGGCUUCUUCUACUCACACCAUGGCGCGUGCCAUGCCGAUUCCAGUCAAGGGACGGAAUGUAAAGCCCAGAGUUCGAUUACCGCUCGCAAGGUUCACAAGGCUGACUGUGAGAGAAUGCGACGAGACAAAUUGAAUGAGCAGUUCAUGGAAUUGGGAACCACACUUGACCCAGAUCGGCCCAGGCAUGAUAAGGCUACUAUUCUUGGUGAUACAGUUCAGAUGCUCAAGGAUUUGACUUCUCAAGUAAACAAGCUUAAAGCUGAAUACUCUUCUCUCUUUGAAGAAGAAUGUGAGUUGACUAAAGAAAAAAAUGAGCUUCGGAGUGAAAAAGCUUCGCUGAAGUCUGAUGUUGAUAAUUUGAACAACCACUAUCAGCAACGUAUUCAAAUGUUAUACCCGUGCACUACAAUGGAGCCUUCUGUACUCAUUGGGCCACCUCCAUCAUAUCCCUUCUCGCUCCAAGUUCCUAUACCCGCUGGUGCUGUAACUAUGCAUCCACAGCUUCAGCCAUGCCCCUUCUUCCAAAAUCAAACUUUAGGAGCCAUCUCGAAUCCAUGUACUCCUUACAUGGCAUAUAGUCAAUCCUGUCAUGCUCCUAGUGAUCAACCAUCUAGCCAGUUCAGUACUCCAGUUCUGCUUUCAAGUAGUAAUCGAUCCCACUCUCCUGCACAAGGCUGUAGAAGCAAGUCACCUUCACUUCAGCAAGCAAGCUGUGGAGGGAGAAAUGAUGAUUUUGGUGAUGUUGCAACUGACUUGGAACUAAAAACUACUGGUUCCUCAGCUCCUUCACAUUCAGAGAUCACUAACAAGAUAUCUGUAGCCAUAUGGGCUAUGUUCGCACACGAAAACGUCACCGUGUACCGUCGACGCCGGGAAUGAUGCACCGCAGCUCACGUCGAAGGAGACCCAGCCGGAAGCGCGGUACGCAAGCAGUUCGAGGGCGCUUUUGUACACCCGAAACCCCACACGCCCGGAGAGACCCCGUCAGGGCGCGCGGCGGCUAUGGGCUGCCCUAGGUCGACCUGAUCGCCCCUAGGGCCUCGUGGAUCGUUGCCCUCCUUCACGAAGAACGAGGAAGAAAAAGAACAAGGGAGAGAGAUAAAAGUAAAGAUAAAAGAUGAUAGAUUGAUUUGUUCGAUUGUGUGUUGUUUAAGAUUGUGUGUUGUUUAAUCGGUCGUCAUCUCUUGUCUAUGUAACAUGCGGAUGGACUUCCCGUACAAGAAAAUGACUUGUCUUGCAGUCCAAAUGAUCAAAAUCUAACCAAAUUCGGACUUCUCACGACCUUCGGCCCGGAUGAUCCGGCCAAGCUCAGUUUUCUGACAGUAGGUCACUACUCGGGCUGUAACUUUUUCAUAUGAAUUCGGAUUAAGAUGAUUUUUAUAUCAAAAUCAACCAUUUCGAUGAGA